ACUUGCAUUUGAACAACAAAAUGGGAGUCGAACUGAACUAGCAGCAAAUCACAGGCGGAGUUGGUCAUCGGCCGACAGAAAAGUGAGAAAUUCGGCCGCGAUUCCGAUUUGCGGUCGCCGCGAUAGCAGCCCUUACAAAAGGCAACGCGCCGGCGAAUUGACAACAUAGCAUCAUCAAUCAAUUGCCAGAAAACCAGCUCCGACCAUUUUCAUGACCAUGGGUCUGAAACUUCCUAAAGUAACCUCCAUGCAGUCAAUUUAUCGUGCUGUUGUUCAUGAUCCUUCUUGCAUAUGUUGUCUGCCUCUUGCAUCUAGAACUUUGUUUUCUUCCUUAGCAACUUGUCACGAUGCAGAAGGUAGAGAAUUUCCGCAUCGAGAACAAUCUCAAGACCUGACAAGAUCUGUGGACAUUCUUACUGCAAAAAUUGGCAAAGGAAACAGCGAGGAAGAUAUUCUCCGGUCUCUAAUCAGCGAUGAAGCUGUAAAUGGUAUUCAUCCAUCUCAAAACCUUAUUAACAGGUUACUUUGUCGAUAUAAGAAUGAUUGGAAGUCUGCAUUGGGGAUAUUCAAAUGGGCCAGUUUUCAUUCAAACUUUAAACAUUCGCAAGAAUCGUAUGAUAUGAUGGUAGAUAUAUUGGGCAGAAUGAAGGUAAUGGAAAAGAUGGGAGAGAUCUUAGAAGAAAUGCGUGAGGAGAGUCUCGUCACUCUCGAUACUAUAGCCAAGGUAAUGAGAAGGUUUGCCGGGACAAGACAGUGGAAAGAUGCUGUGAGGAUAUUUGAUGACUUACAGAUUUUCGACUUGGAGAAGAAUACGGAAUCCAUGAAUGUGUUGCUUGAUACUCUAUGCAAAGAGAAAUUUGUUGAGCAAGCUCGUGAAAUUUAUGUGGAGCUGAAGCAUUACAUUGCUCCAAACGCUCACACGUUUAACAUAUUUAUUCAUGGAUGGUGCAAAAUCCGACGUGUUGAGGAGGCACAUUGGACAAUCCAAGAGAUGAAAGGAUAUGGUUGUCGCCCUUGUGUUAUAAGUUAUUCCAACAUCAUCCAAUGUUAUUGUCAAGAACAGAAUUUCGACAGGGUUUACGAACUUCUCGAUGAAAUGCAAGCUCAAAAUUGCUCCCCCAAUGUGAUCACUUAUACUAUUAUCAUGUGUGCGCUGGCAAAAGCAAAAAAAAUCGACGAAGCUUUUCAACUCGUUGAGAGAAUGAACUCUACCGGAUGUAAACCUGAUACACUUUUUUACAAUUCGUUCAUUUAUGCGUUGGGGAGAGCAGGCAGAAUAGACAAUGCUAUGCAUGUUUUCAAGGUUGCGAUGCCAAAGGCCGGUGUGGCCCCAAAUACGUCUACAUAUAAUUCUAUGAUUUCAAUGUUUUGUUUCUAUGCACAAGAAGAGAGAGCUUUUGGCAUACUGAAGGAGAUGGAAGAUUCAGGUCUAUGUAAGCCUGAUAUUCAGACUUAUCACCCAUUGAUAAAAUUAUGCUUUAAAAUGCGAAAAAUAGAUUGUUUGUUGAAUGAUAUAUUAAAUGACAUGGUAAAGAAAUAUCAUAUUGGUCUUGAUCUUUCAACCUAUACACUACUAAUUCAUGGGCUUUGUAGAGCAGAUAGAUGUAAGUGGGCGUUCGUUCUGUUCGAGGAGAUGGUUGAUCAAGAUAUCGUGCCUAGAUACCGAACCUGCCGUUUGCUCUUGGAUGAAGUCAAUAGGAUAAAUAUGUAUGAAGCUGCUGAGAAAAUUGAAAUUCUUAUGAAGAAACUUUAAAUGCUUGAGUCUCUUUGAUACGUACUGGUUGGUUCUGAGUAUAAUAGAACACUCAAUCACAUUCCAAGUAUUCGAGAACCUUGUUAUCUCCCACAUUAAAAUCCUCUCCAACAGUUGGUUAGGUAUGAAUAGUGAGAAGAGAAAUAACUCCUGAAUGGAUAGAAUAGUGAGAAGAAAGACAUGAUGUUUUUUUAUGGUUAAAUUUGCCCCUAAAACAAAGAAGCUUGAUCAGAAGACUCAGAAGCUCGACCAACAGUUGGUUAGGUAUGACCUGUUGAAUGAUGAAUGGGAAGGAUACAAGUGAAAUUCAGAAAUUAUGUAAUUAUAAAGUGGCAAAUCAGUUUGCUGCUUUGCUAUAAAAAUGCCAUUUCAAAAUCAUACAAAACAAUUCUUGUAGAGAGACUAUAUAAGUUCUAUGUGGGGUGUAUCCGUGUAUGUAUAUGCUCUUUUUCUCAUCAUUGUGGGAGCAGUGAUAUGGAUUCUUGAACAACAAAUGUUGAGUUUCUUUCAUGUGUCUCCAAGGAAACAAGUUCAAUGAGUGUUGAGUCAUUGUGGAUAUGAUUCAGUGAAGUGAUGGUAACUGAGCAGAGGCUGGUUCAUGAUCAUGAUAAUCCUGCAUGAUUCUCAUUCUCUCAAGUCACUACAGAGUACAAGCGUUAGAGCGAAAACAGAAGAAUGGUAACGAUAAGCUUGUUUUAAUACUCUCUUAGCAAUACACUGUAAAUGAUAAUCUUUGGAGUUAGAAUUUUACUCAUUAUAUCUUUGGUCAAUUCUCCUUGUAUGUCACCUGUCACAAAGUACUAAGAAUUUUUUGUCAAAUUGCCUGUGAACAUAAUUGUUCAAACCAUAGUUUUUGUUGUAUUUCAUGUUUGUUAUGAACUAUUUCUAAAGAAUAGCAAGAAUAUAGAAGGAGAAGAGAAAGAGAGAAGAGAAAGGAAUAGACCAUUGUUAUUAUUCUAUUCA
Messenger RNA from Trifolium pratense (red clover), 2716 nucleotides. RefSeq names its product pentatricopeptide repeat-containing protein At3g04130, mitochondrial. The coding region runs from base 212 to 1753 and encodes 513 amino acids. Lineage: Eukaryota; Viridiplantae; Streptophyta; Magnoliopsida; Fabales; Fabaceae. Gene Ontology annotation, molecular function: protein binding. The transcript is spliced from 2 exons. The record is from RefSeq and is a predicted model, not a curated record.